Felis catus (domestic cat) is the source of this 1365-nucleotide messenger RNA. It is a transcript of the gene CSKMT, whose product is annotated as citrate synthase lysine methyltransferase. Bases 433 to 1344 code for a protein of 303 amino acids. The transcript is spliced from 2 exons. NCBI's taxonomy places the organism in Eukaryota, Metazoa, Chordata, Mammalia, Carnivora, Felidae. The record is from RefSeq and is a predicted model, not a curated record. Gene Ontology annotation, molecular function: S-adenosylmethionine-dependent methyltransferase activity.
CCUAGUUCUCUCCCCGGACGGCGAAAAAGUAGGUGCGUAGGUAGGUUUCGGAGCUACGAGGCCCGGCGGGGGUUCUGGGCGGGGCCUGCGCACCCUCCUUUUCUUGGCGGGGGCCGGGUGUAAGGUCCCGGCCCCCGUAAUGUACGGAGGCAGAGGGAAAGGGCUCUGGCCCCUCGGCGUCAUGUCUUCGGUGCCCGCGGCUUCCGGUCCGCGGGUUCUAUCCUCAACCGCCGGGACACCGGCUCCAAGGAGCCCAGCGGAACCGAGGUUCUGCAGGCUCCUCCUUGGGGUGCUCACGACUUCUCCUUUUAUUUCAGGUUUGGGGAGCCGCCCCUGGAACCGGAGCUGUCGUGUCCCCCUCCUCUUUUAAUUUACCGUUGCCAACAAUAAAGGCCUUUCCUGCCGUAGUAAGUGUGUGUCCGCGUUUUUUCCAUGGUUGUCAUUAGGCUGUUCGCGUUAUCCCACAAAGCGGAAUUUGCAACCUUUGUCUUGGACCUCAGGCUCCUUCGGGAGUGCGGGCGACAUUUCGCAGAAGGUUCUCUGGCCGACCUUGCCGGGAUCUCCAGAUGGCCGCGCUGCGAGCAACUCUCCACGUGGCGACCCUGGCGGCUGGGGCGCGCCGAGCUUUGUUGGCAAUCUGAUGAAACUUGGGCGCUGGGUGACACAUGUGCCCCACUCGUGUCCACAGGCUCCCUGGCUGGUAACUGCCUGGCCCACCGUCGCCUCUGGGAUAAGCUCCACAGCGGUCCCCGAGUCGGCAGCGUCCCCACGUUCGACUGGUUCUUUGGGUAUGAGGAAGCCCAGGGGUUCCUACUGCCGCUGCUGCAGGAGGCACGGGCUGCCUAUCCACUGCGGGUGUUGGACGUGGGCUGUGGGACCUCCAGCCUAUGUACAGGUCUCUACACCAAGUGUCCAGUUCCCGUGGAUGUGCUGGGGGUGGACUUCUCUCCUGUGGCCGUGGCCCACAUGAACAGCCUCCUGGAAGGUGGCCAAGACCAAAUACCCCUGUACCCUGGGCACCCUGCCUCUCGACUACAGUUCAUACAGGCUGAUGCCCAGAACCUGGAGCCCGUGGCUCCCUCAGGCUCCUUCCAGCUAGUGCUGGAUAAGGGCACCUGGGAUGCUGUUGCCCGGGGUGGUCUGCCUGGGGCUUACCAGCUUCUGUCAGAAUGCCUAAGGGUCCUAAGCCCCCGGGGGACCCUGAUUCAGUUCUCCGAUGAGGACCCUGAUGUGCGGCUACCCUGCCUGGAGCAAGGGUCCCAAGGCUGGACUGUGACUGUGCAGGAGCUAGGCCCUUUCAGGGGCAUCCCCUACUUUGCUUACUUGGUUCAAGUCUCUCAUUAAAGACUUUAGUUCUAACUCUCA